This is a messenger RNA of Nasonia vitripennis (jewel wasp), 4045 nucleotides long. It is a transcript of the gene alpha-Man-Ib, whose product is annotated as endoplasmic reticulum mannosyl-oligosaccharide 1,2-alpha-mannosidase. Bases 719 to 2548 code for a protein of 609 amino acids. Gene Ontology annotation, molecular function: calcium ion binding; mannosyl-oligosaccharide 1,2-alpha-mannosidase activity. The record is from RefSeq and is a predicted model, not a curated record. NCBI's taxonomy places the organism in Eukaryota, Metazoa, Arthropoda, Insecta, Hymenoptera, Pteromalidae. The transcript is spliced from 10 exons. Gene Ontology annotation, biological process: carbohydrate metabolic process; N-glycan processing. Gene Ontology annotation, cellular component: membrane; endoplasmic reticulum.
GUAUAUUUGUAUGCGAAUGCGCCAUGUGUGUACAACUGCAGCUGGUAUAAUAAAAUAGAUAGGUGCAGUUCUAAGCAAACAAAAGCUCAUCUGUGCUGCAUAAUUGUGAUUCUUAAAUCUUCAAAAAUAAAAAUUAAAUUAUAAUGCAAGGUAAGAGUGUCCCACGUUCAGCUAUUAAAUAAAAGAAAUUUUAAUAAAUCAAUCAAUAAAAAAGGUAAGCAAAUUUAAAAGUGCGAGCAAGUGAAAUUGCACAAGCUAAACUUGAAAAAUGGCGGGCACACUCGUACUUCAGCCAUCUAUCGGUGCAUAACCAAUUGAAAAACUCUCUAAAUCGCGAGCCAAAUUCCCCCAGACGCCAUGAGACUUGAAUCGAAAAAGCCAGCCAACGCACGACUCGAUUAUACGCGUCUGCGUUGUCUCCCUAUACUUAGUACCGAGUAGGAAUGCGUUGAGAUAAAAGCUGCGAGCAUCAGCAGUAGAGUAGGCGACGACGAUGUCCCGGCCUCCACUUGACGCGACGACUCGCCGCAGCAGCUGAGCCUCCACGUCGUCGUCGGCCUCUGCCACGUGGACGACGCGGUAGCUCGUUAAGAGCUCGUGCGGUCUGCGGUGAUUUUUGACUGAAGGACAGGAAGGAAAAACCGGAGCUAACCUAGACCUUCGACCUUCCACGGCUCGAGAGCUUGACCGGAAAAGUGGCUAAGACUGAGCAGGAGUCAUGUUUUCGCCGAGAGACCUGGCUAAGGCUGAUUAUGUCAGUCUCAAUAUCAACGAUGGAACGGCCUUUGCCAGGACGACCUCGCGCAGCGUCUGGAGACAAUGGAACCAGCUAUCCAGGUUUCAGCGAAAUAUCUGCUAUUUUGCUGUGAUAGCAAUUGUAAUUCUCGUAUUCUACUUACUAUCUGGGAAGACACAAAAUAAUACCACAGAAGAAGAGAGCGACUAUGAUAGUGCCAAAAUUGUUCAAGAUCAUCCGAAGCAACUAAAGGUAGCUGAUGAAAUCAUAAUAGAAAGUAUAGAUCAGGUUGGUGGAGGCAAUGCUGUGGGAGUUGGUGGAGGAGGGAACAACGUUGAAGUUAUAGAUGAACCUGAGUUCCAGCCAGAAGCCAACCAAGUUGAUGAUGACCAGAUAGGAGAACCACCACAACAUAAGCCACAACCACUUAAAUUUAAUGGACCACAGAAUGAUAGGCAGAGAGCUGUAAUAAAAGCUUUUAAACAUUCUUGGAGUGGUUACAAGACAUAUGCCUGGGGCCAUGAUAAUAUUAAACCAAUAACAAAAGGGUAUCAUGAAUGGUUUGGACUUGGUCUGACUAUUGUUGAUUCCUUAGAUACUAUGUAUAUAAUGGGACUGAAUGAUGAGUUCCAAGAAGCAAGAAACUGGGUACAGAAUAGUUUGACGUUUGAUCAAAAUAGGGAUGUAAAUUUAUUUGAAGUUACCAUUAGAGUACUUGGUGGGCUACUAGCUGCCUACCACUUAUCUGGCGACAGAAUGUUUCUCGAUAAAGCGAUCGAUCUAGGUGAUAGAAUGCUGCCAGCCUUUUCGACGCGUUCAGGUGUUCCAUAUUCAGACGUCAACUUGGGAACGCGAAGUGCCCAUUCACCGAAAUGGGGUCCAGAUAGCAGUACCAGCGAGAUCACCUCAAUUCAAUUAGAAUUCCGUGACUUAAGUCGUAGCUCGAGACAGCCACGAUUUGAAACUGCUGCAGCCAAGGUUUCUGAGCACGUUCAUCAUCUCGAGAAGUAUGAUGGACUCGUACCAAUCUUUAUCAACGCUAACACAGGACUUUUUCGAGAGUACGCGGUUAUCACUCUAGGAGCUAGAGGAGAUAGUUACUACGAAUAUUUGUUGAAGCAAUGGAUACAGACUGGCAAAACCAUUGAUUACUUAAGAGAUGACUAUUUACUUGGUAUCGCGGGAACGCAAAAGCAUCUGGUACGAAGGACCGCUGUCAAUAAGUAUCUGUUCAUAGCUGAGCUGCUAGGUGCUGCGCGAGAUAUGAAACCAAAAAUGGACCAUUUAACAUGUUAUUUGAGUGGAACAUUGGCAUUGGGAGUACACUUUGGGUUACCAAGCGAUCACAUGACUCUUGCAACUGAAUUGCUAAACACCUGCUACCAAACUUACGUAACGCAACCUACCUGUCUUGCUCCGGAAAUUACUUACUUCAACGUUCAGAAAUCUGGCGAUGAAAAUCAAAAGGAUAUGUAUGUUAAGACAAAUGACGCGCACAAUCUACUGCGACCCGAGUUCAUUGAAAGUUUAUACUACAUGUGGUACUUUACGGGCAAUAAGACUUACCAAAACUGGGGCUGGCAAAUAUUCCAAGCAUUCGAAAACUACACAAAGGUCGAGAAUGGAUAUACGAGCAUUAACAAUGUGAAGAAUGUUGACAAUACGCGCCCGCGUGACAUGACUGAGAGUUUUUGGUACGCUGAAACAUUAAAGUAUCUUUACUUACUUUUCGAUGACACCAGACAGCUGAUCGACUUAGACAAAUGGGUUUUCAAUUCCGAGGGUCAUCCACUGCCUAUUUACGAAUCUUAAACAAAAAGAAACUUGUUCCUAGGACAAUGGAAUGAUGACUCGUACAAUAAAUAAGAAAGGAACAUGUGCUCGUGAAAUAUUCCAAUUAGACAUGUGAUAGAAAUUUUGCAUUUAGGUAAAAUAUAUAUUGUACAUUUAGGAAUAUCGAAAGAUAUAUCUGGAGGUGAAUCGUUUAUUUAAAAACGAGAUUUUUCAAAGAAAGAUGUGUAAAAAAAUUAUUGUGUACACGGAAAAAGACAGUAAAAGCAAUGAGAUACAUAGUGCACCUUAGUUAUACAGCGAAGUGCAAGAAUUACCAAGUCAAUUCGUUAUUUACAAAAAGAUGCAGCAUCAGCGUGGUCACAUUUUUUAUAAAGCUAUUGAGCACUUACGGUACUUAUUACGUAAUUUUUACUGUCUUCUAUUCUCUUUUCGGUUAUUUACAUUAUAUUUGUCACGCGUAUGUUGCGCGUAUAACGUAUUGAUAUUUUAUAUCAUGAAAAAAAUCUUACAUUGACAAAGAGCAACGUGAUAGAUUUUCUUCUUGCAAAACUGAUCAAUGCUUUUUACAGAGUCGCGAAUUUAUUUCUGAAUUAGUACUAUCCGAUUUUAGCAGGUUUAAGAAAUCAAUUAGAGUAAAAGGGUUUUAGUAACUAUGCGCAAGUGUGUCACGGAAUGAAUUGUGUACCAUAGUCGAAUAAUCUUCUAGUCGUAUACUUGAAUGCGCAGGUGAAUAAGGUUCAAGUAGAAUCUCAUUAAUGUACAUUGUGCUGGUAAUUAAAUUUUAUUUGUAUAAAGCAAUGGCCUACAAUUUCUAAUUGAUUAUGAAUAAUCUUGUACAAAGUUAUAUUACUACAAUACAUUUUAGUGAAAAAUAUAUCAAAUCAUAUAUUUUUAUGUAUACAGCGUAUAUUUUGAAAGUAUAUGUUAUGAUGUAUAACAUUAUGUACAUGAUUAAGCAUAAUUUUUAUGAAAUUUGUGUAUGUACAAAAAUUAUAACUGCGCAGUUUAUGCGCAAAUCCAAAUAGAACAUAUAAAUAGUAGUUGCAUUAUACAAUAUAGUAUAGCACCUUGUUUUUAAAAAAACAAAUCGGUUUGAAUAUAGUUUGAACAAUUUGUCUAGCGUAUCCAAUGAAAACUUCCCUUAUACACAGGAUUUAGUAAAAAUACUGUCUAUUUUUAAACGAUAUUUUAGUUAAAAUUGAUUUGUAGUCUUUUAAGAUUUUCAUCUGAUACAAUACAUCGACAAUUAUAUGUAGAACUAGACCAAUUUUACUUACCUGAUGAAAACAAUACUGUGUACUUCUGGUUUUAUUUAGCCUGUAUCGUAAAGCUUUUUGAGACGUGGAUCUAAGCAAACUAUUAUAUAAUAUUAUGGAUUUUACACGAGAAUCGAAACUUUGAGUCAUGUCUCAAUGCCGCUUUAUUUUUUUGCUCAAUCUCGUUGAGCAAUCGAGAGGAAUUUCUCAAGCAAUAAAGUACUAAAAAUGAAAAAUAAACAUUGUUACUUCACUUGAA